Phasianus colchicus (ring-necked pheasant) is the source of this 1639-nucleotide messenger RNA. RefSeq names its product family with sequence similarity 167 member B (gene FAM167B). The record is from RefSeq and is a predicted model, not a curated record. Lineage: Eukaryota; Metazoa; Chordata; Aves; Galliformes; Phasianidae.
CCUCCAACCCCCCCCCACCCCGGCCCGUGGAUCCGCGGCUCCGGGGGGCGACGGGCGCGGGGCAAACGGGGGGCACGCGGGGUGCGGGGCCGCGCAGGAGCGGAGCCGCGGGGGGGCGGGUUAAGGUGGCCCCGCCGGUGGAUGCGGAGCGGGGGAGUGAAUAAAGAGAUACGGGGAGGGGCCGCAGCGGGUUUGCAGCCCCGCGCUGGGAGCAAACGGGGCCGUGCGGGGCCACGGGACGGCAGCGGGGGUCGAGGGGCUCCGAGCCGCGCUCUGCCCGCCGGGUCGCCGCACCCCCGGGUUCCACCUUAAGGCCCGCAGCGCACCGCCGUCCCGCAGCUGUCGGCGCCCACCGCCACCGCGCGGCCCCCGCACUCCGCCCCGUCGGCACGCGGAGCUGCUCGCUUCGCUUCCUUCGCCCUUUUUCUAGCAGCCCCGGGCCCGGACGGGAAGUCGGUUUGUCACGCAGCGCCGAUAGCGGGAGGGCAUCGCCCGGCGCUGCAACACCGCGUCCUCACCGCGCUUCCUCCGGAGGACACGGAGCCGCCUCCCAACCGGAGACAGCAGUGCUCAAAAAGGAAAGAAAAGGGGGAAAAAAAAAAAAAAAAACCAACAAAAAACAACUUCUUUGCACUCCUCUGGAUAAGCCAAGUUCCUGCCCGUUAUAAUUAUCCCCAACCUUUAUUGUUCUGGGGGUAGAUAAAUAGGCGGCACUCGGCGCAGCUGCAGUGGGUGUUCUUUGCCCUGCUGGGUGUGCUGGGCUCUGGGAUUUGGGAUCCGAGGUCCGGGAGCUGGAAUUGGAGAUUUGGGAGCUGGAAUUGGAGGUUUGGGAUCUCGGGUUUGGGAUCUGGGCUGCAGUCAUGCCCCUGGGCCAGGUGAAUUUCUCUGAGCUGGGUGCAGAGGAGCCGGCCGCAGGAGAGGAGAGCCUGGCCGGGGUCAAGGCACUGACGGCCAAACUGAAGCUGCAGACCCGCCGCCCUUCCUACCUGGAGUGGGAGGCACGGGUGCGGGGGCAGCCCUGGGGCAGGCCGACCCCACGGGGGGCAAAAGGAACCUCGGGGCAGCCCAGGGCUGAGCAGGAUGGCAGCGUCUGUGGGUUCCCUGGUAUGGAGGAGGCUCUGGAGUGGCUCAGGACGGAGCUGCAGGAGCUGCAGGCUGCAGACCAACGCCUGGCACAGCAGCUGAUGCGCCUGCGGGCACAGCUGAACCGGCUGAAGGUGGAGCAGGUCUGCCACCGGCACAAGGAGAUGCUGGACGAUGCCACCUUCGGCCUCGAGGGCUGCGAGGAGGACUCGGAUCUGCUCUGCACCAUCCCACCCAAGGCCGCCUUCCUGCUCUCCAUGCCGCUCAAACACAUCGGUGUCACCCGCAUGAACAUCAACUCCCGGCGCUUCUCCCUCUGCUGAGUGCAGCAGGGCCCCGCGGGCACCCAUGGGUGCACCUGGGAGUUGAGAGGGGCUCAUAGGUGCCCCAAAGUGCUGCAGGGGCAUCAGCUCGGGGUUGAGCUCCCUCGUGUUUGUGCCACGGGAAAUGUGCCAUCCCCAAGGAGCAGCUGUGUGUGGUGGGGGUCAGACACGGGAGGAUGUGGGGAGCAGCACUCGGAGGAGGAAUAAAAGCAGGUGAUGAUGAGGAGGAGCAC